Molecule: messenger RNA, 2527 nt
Organism: Paralichthys olivaceus (Japanese flounder)
Lineage: Eukaryota; Metazoa; Chordata; Actinopteri; Pleuronectiformes; Paralichthyidae
Source: RefSeq, a predicted model, not a curated record
GACUGCCCCGCUCCAUGUAUUCUUCAGAUCCCACCACAGAGGAGGAGAGGAAGAGGAUGAGUGGGGAACAGAUAGGUCUAACUUGUUUGGACAGAGAGAGAGAUCCAUACAUCAGGGAUAAUAAGGAAAGGGUGGAGUUUGCAAGGAUCCAUCCCUCUAACAGCUGUCACGCUGACCUCACCUCUCAUCUCAUGGUCCCAGGCGGGACUUCCCUCCAGUCUGGCCAAUUAGGAGAUCCUGCUGCACAUUCUGCUCACCAUCAUUGGAUGCCAAGAACUGGGAGUCCAUCACUCUGGAUGAGUGGUCAUUCUUAUGGUAUAGGUCAUACAGCCCUGCACCAGAAUCUGCCCCCAGGUUUCUCUGCAGCCAUGCCAGGCCCCCUGCAGCCGGUUUUGCCUCUGCCUCAGGAUCCCUCUGGCCAGCUGGUUGUCCUGCCCACUGAGCCCCCUGCCCAUCCUGCAACCCAUCACCUGGAUGUGAUGGAGCAGCAAGGGCUGUGGCCCCCUGUGUACGGCGCCCGGGGCCCACCCUCCCACAUGCAACAUCCUGCUGUGUACUCCCGAUCCCAGUUUCUACGGCAACAGGAGCUGUAUGCUCUCCAGCAGCAUCAACAGCUCCAACAUCAGCAUCAACAUCAGCACCAGAGCCACCCGUCACAGCAGCUACAGCCUCAACCUCAACAGCAGCAGCAGCAGCAGCAGCAACAGCAGCAGCACAGAGCUACACAUGGCAUGGACAUGCAACAUCAAGCCUCUCACAAUGCACAGAUGCAGAAGAGGACAAAUGAGCCCUCGGUUGAGCUGGAGGAACUCAUUUCAGAACCCAGAACGUCCAAACCUGCCAAGCCCUACUCCUAUAACCCGCCCCAGAGGAACGCCUCUCCCCCUGGGGCCUGUGCUGCUCACCUGUCCCCUUGCUGCCAGUCCCCCUCCCUGCGAGCGCAUCCCAAAAGCACUCCUUCGACACCCUGCCCUGCUCUCAGCCCCGCCACAGCGGCCCCUCACUCACCCGCCAUCAGCCCUGCCCCACCACAGAUGCCCAAGGGCGCCGACUCUCAGGACAAGAGAGUGGAGGGUCAGCCCCCACAGGUUUAUCCAGAGUCUUUGGAGCCUGACUUGCCUCCAGGAUACACCUACCCUGCUAUUGCCAUGGGCUAUAGGAGCGGACCUUCCCCUCAGGAUGUUCGACUGGCUGAGCCAGCCGACCUGGAAGCAGUCCAAGUGGAGCCUGCUGAGCAUGCUCCUGAACCUCUCUCCAGGCUGGAGGAGGAGCUAGACUGCCAAGCGGUGGUCAGGCCUCUUUCAGAGCCACUCCCACCUGAGGAAGCGGGGCAGGAAGAGGAGGGAAUGGUGGUCGACAGAGUUCUGGAGCAGAAGGAGGAGGCGGAGGUAGCAGCCAACUUUGUGCCUGGGAAGGAGGAGGUGGAGGAGCAGAGGCCUGCUGAGGAGGAGGUGCUGGUUUGCCCCCCUGCUGAGAGCCCAGUGUGCGAGGCUGCUUCCUGUCCAGUUCCCCUGUCAACAGAGGAGUCUGAAAGGCCAGAGGCUGUCAUCACGUUGGAAGAGGAAGACGAUGAUGGGGCGGUGGGGGAGGGGGCCCAGGUGGAGCAGGCUCAAAAGGUCAACAUGCCUGGAGAGCAGGAGCCAGACCUGCCCACCAUCUUUGAGCUUGCCCCAGCUUCCCCUGCAGCUGCAGAGUCGCAGUCCCCGGCCCCUGACGGAGCAAAGGACAGUGAGCAGCAGCGCGAGAAUGAGAUGACCACUGAUGACGCCUCAGUGGAAUUUGUGUGUCUUUCCCCAGCCUCAGCUUCCUCUCCGAGCCAGACAACUGUCUCGGUGCCCCACAAACCUCUUGUGCCGUGUUACUGGAGUCUGGAGCUGCUUAUUGCUGCUGCCUUCUGCACAGACGUUCCUCCAUUUCCCAUGUUCCCCUUCAGCACCCCAUCAGUUGCUCCAUCGCAGCCCAACCCCCACCAGGGUAUGGAGCUUCUGAGUGAGCUGGCAGAUCUAGAGCUGCAACAGCGGAAGCGCACCUGUGGAAAAAGCCAGGAAGAUGAGUUGCUGAUGUUUGACCUCCAAAGUCUUGCUACCCUGGCCACAGCCCGUGCACUGGAGAUGGGCACCCAGGAAGGCAGCACUGCGGGUUCGGGGCGACACUUCCCCGCCCGCAAGAUCCUCAACUUGCGUCGGAAAUGCAGCUGGACGCCUCGUAACGAACCAGUUUGCCCGGCCAAAGGUAGCAUGGAAACAAUGGAUGGUCCUGAGCUUGCAAUGCGUGUAAAGUUGGCUGAGCUACAGCGCCGCUACAAAGAGAAGCAAAAGGAGCUGGCCAAACUUCAGAGGAAGCAUGAUCACCAGAAGGAGGAAACCCCACGCAGCCCAGCGCGACGAGGACCGGGUCGGCCAAGGAAGCGGAAACCCACCCUCACCACAGGUCCAGUGUCCUCAUCAGAGGGCCAAAGAAAAGUCAAGCCAGCACUGAUCGGAGUGGGGACGCUGAUGCUGGGUGACAAUGACACUCAAAUGAAAGG